CGGAGCGCGCAGGACGCACAGCCCACCAGAGCCUUGUUGAUAUUGGAAGCUCCGUCUCUCCACGGCAGACUAUGGCAUAAGUCUUUGGCCAGAGCAGAGAGCAGAGACUGUGCGUUAAUGCACAACACAACUUUCCUGAGGGGGAUUCUGCGCCGCAGCGGGGAUGAAUGUAGGAUCUAAGCUGGGAAGACAGUGAACCUGCCACCAUGUCUCAUGCUCAAGUGGAGAUCCAUGCAGGACGCGGGUUCCCCGGCCUGGCCGUGGACAUGAGCGACGACUGUCUGCGCGUCCAGUCCGUGCUCCGGACGCACGGCCUGGGCGCACGCAGGAACUCCUACGGGCUGCAGAAGAUCAGCAUGGACCUGGACUCGCCCCUGUACGGGGGAGUGCUCUCCAAAGCCCUGUCCUGGUCCGCGGAGAACAUCCUCACCCUGGCAGAGCCCCUGGCGGAGGAGGACAAGCCCGACGACACCCCGCCGCCCUCGCCCCCGGGGCCCGGCUCUCCGGGGCCCGACUCCCCGGGGCCCGGCUCCCCGGGGCCCGGCUCCCCGGUGCCGGGGCCCCCGGGGGCCCCCACGUCCCCCGCGCACGAAGCCAGCACGGACUCAGAAAACGAGCUGCAGAACAGGAAAAACGCAACUCUGUCCCGCAUCGCGUUUGAUUCCCAGUGGGAGCAGGAGGAGAAGGAGGACGUGGAGACCAAAGCCGUGGCCACCUCUCCCGAUGGACGAUACCUCAAGUUCAACAUAGAGAUCGGACGGGGCUCGUUCAAGACUGUCUAUAAGGGACUGGACACGGAGACUACAGUGGAGGUGGCAUGGUGUGAGCUACAGACCCGUAAACUGACCAAGGCAGAGCGACAGCGCUUCAGCGAGGAAGUGGAGAUGCUGAAAGGGCUGCAGCACCCGAACAUCGUCCGCUUCCACGACUCCUGGAAGUCGACACUUAAGGGCCACAAGUGCAUCCUCCUGGUGACUGAACUCAUGACCUCAGGCACACUCAAGACGUACCUGAAGAGGUUCAAAGAGAUGAAACUGAAACUUCUGCAGCGCUGGAGUCGGCAGAUCCUCAAAGGGCUUCACUUCUUGCACACGCGCACUCCUCCCAUCAUCCACCGGGACCUGAAGUGUGACAAUAUCUUCAUCACCGGCCCCACCGGCUCCGUCAAGAUAGGAGAUCUGGGCCUGGCCACUCUCAAAAGUGCCUCUUUCGCUAAAAGUGUCAUUGGAACGCCGGAGUUCAUGGCCCCAGAGAUGUACGAGGAGAAAUAUGACGAGGCGGUGGACGUCUAUGCCUUGGGAAUGUGCAUCCUGGAGAUGGCCACCUCCGAGUAUCCAUACUCCGAGUGCCAAAACGCCGCCCAGAUCUACCGCAAAGUCACCAGCGGGAUGAAACCCGACAGUUUCUACAAAGUCAAAGUCCCAGAGCUCAAGGAGAUCAUUGAGGGCUGCAUACGUAUGAACAAAGAUGAACGGUACACCAUUCAGGACCUCUUGGAUCACCCGUUCUUCCAGGAGAACAACGGCGUGCACGUGGAGCUGGCCGAGGAGGACGACACGGUGAAGUCCGGCCUGAAGCUGUGGCUGCGCAUGGACGACGUCAAGAAGCUCCACGGGAAGUACAAGGACAACAACGCCAUCGAGUUCCUGUUCGAGCUGUACAAGGACGUGCCCGAGGAGGUGGCGCAGGAGAUGGUCGUGCUCGGCUUCGUGUGUGAGGCCGACUUCAAAAUUGUGGCCAAGGCCAUACGGGACCGGGUGACGACCAUCAAGAGGCAGAGGGAGAAGCUGAGGCGGCUGGCGGAGGAGCGCAAGAAGAAGCAAGCGCAGGAGGCCAUCGAUGAGGAGCCAGAAGCUCAGCUGCUGCUGUCGCCUAAAGCCAGCGACGGCCUAGCGCUGGAGUGCUCCAUCCCUGCCCUCUCGCCCCUGGCCCCCAUUCUGUCCCCUGUCACCAGCUCUGCAGACUCUGGUGUCAGCUCCAGCUGCCCUGCAGAGCCAGAUGAGCCCGAGGGGGACCAGCACUUCCAUGACCGCCACAACAGCUUGUCUUCUGCAACCUCUGACUGUGAGACGGACGGCGAUGUGAGUUCCUCCUGCCCCCAGGAUGCGGCGGAGGCCGGCGGCGGCAGCGCGCCGGUGACCCCUCCCUCAGCACACGCCGGCAGCCCCGCCGUUAACGGUCUCUCCCUCCCGGGACUGCGCUUCCCCUCGAGUAUCGCAGUCUGCAGUACCACUGAACGUGGCAGCUCGGGGUCUCCAAACGGCUUCAACUCCUCUGUAGACAGCUAUGCCUCUGACGUGACGUCCGGCUUGAGCGACGGCAACGAAGGCCCGUCGGAGAAGAGCGAGAAAACGGCAGCCAGACGAACGGCUGGGAAGCUGUUCAGGAGGCGGGCUCGCUCCAGGCUACGCAUCACCGGGCUCUCUGAUAAAGUGGACAGAGUGGUGGAGUGUCAGCUGCAGACGCACAAUGACAAGAUGGUGACCUUCAAGUUUGAUCUGGAUGGAGAUAACCCGGACGACAUCGCUGCUGUGAUGGUGCACAAUGAAUUCAUCCUGCCAUCUGAGAAGGAGGGCUUCAUCCACCGCAUGGGGGACAUCAUUAAGCGGGCCGAGGCCCUCAUGGCCCAGGAGCAGCCGGUCCACGCCAGCGUGCACCGCCUGGUCCAGCCCGCGCUCUACGGCGGCUUGUCUUCCUCGCAGCCUAAUCUGCACAGCCAGACCAUGCCCCGAACACACUCGUCCUCCUCUCUCCCUGACUACAGUGGGCUGAACCCGAGCGCAGGGGUACGUGGCUCGCCCCCAUGCCCCAAUGGAGGAGUCUUCGGCGCAGACGUUACUUCACCUGAGCGACCUCUAAUGCGAUCACAGUCUUUCCACACCGCCCCAGGUUCUCCUCUCCUUUACCAGCAGCGCCACCGCCCCACUUCCCUCCUGCCCAAUCACCAGCACUAUCACUUGCCCUACAUGGGUCACACUCACUUCCCGUUCCCGUACCCGGGCUCUCCCGGCUCCCUCAAGCCCUCGGGGCUGCACCCUCCGCUCACGCGUGUAGCCAGCAACCCAUCCUUCCCUUCUGUUCCCUCCCCGGCCCCCAGCUCCCCCAGCCCGCUGAACGACAGCUCCAGUCCCACUAAAGAGAGCGUGGCCAUGUCCCCACCGGGCCCUCAGCACCCCAGCAUCUGGCCCCCGCACACUCAGCCCUUAUUCUCCCUGGCAAACGUCAUCUCCAUGGCGAUGAGCAUGGCUCAGUCCUUCAUCCCUCCUUCCAGCCUUCCAGCUCAGGGGAUGCCCUCUUAUCCAGGCUUCCACCCCCACCUAACCAGCCCCCUGAGCCCUCAGGCAGGUUACCCAUCUGUCUACCCACAACAUUACCAAGCGCCACAGGUGGAAGUCCCGUAUCCUUCGCUGGGCAUCUCGGCGGAGAAUCUGUACCACAGCCCGGAGCAAGGGCCUCACAUGAACGGAGUGGACUAUCACCACAGCAGCGGGCCACUAUGGCCGCACACUCCGUCUCCCACGCUGCCUCCUCCGGCCCGGGCUGCUCUGGAGCAGGGCGGCCUCCCCGGCCUCCCCGGCCCGGCCCAGGACGGCAGUUAUGUGCCACCGUACUUGCACCCAGUUCGAUCCCAGGCUAGGACUCGUUCGGAAGACAGCAAAUCAAGCUCUUCAUCAGAUCUCUCCCCGUCACCCCCAGUGAGCCCUGAAACCACUUUAUCGGCCUUCAGCAGUCCGUUACGCCCGUCUGGACCCCAGGUGAAAACGAGCAGCCCCAAACUGAGAGCCUCUUCAUCUGAACCCGAGGUCCAGUCAGCCCCGGUGACCGUCGGGAGAUUCCAGGUGACGACCAGCACAGACAUCCCCGAGCCUGCCGUAGCGGUGAAAGCUGCCUCCCCGCCGGCCAACGCCACCCAGUCGGAGAGCAGCACGGAGGACCAGGAGGAGUCUGAAACCUCCCUGGGAACCUCCCUCACCAUGUCUCCUCCUCACCCACAUCCCAGCAGAGGCCCCGCCGGCAUCCUGCAGGAGGCCGACGGCAAGAAACGGUGGACCCUGAGCCAGGAGCCGCAGCAUCAGCAGCAUCAGCCGGACGGGGAGGAGGAUGAGAACGAGGAUGAGGAGGAGGAGGAGGAGGAGGUGGGAGUGGGCGAGCGGCCCAGGGUGAGGAAGAGGAACCGGAGGAGAGCCUACAGCCUGAGCCUGAUGGGGACGUCGGCCGACAGCGGGCUCUCGGUGACGGCGGCCGAGACGGACGGCAGGCUGUGGGACGGAGCGGCGGGCAGCCCGCAGUACACCAACGCCCUGCACAACCUGUGGAUGAUGACGUACAACCGCAACACGCCCUACCUGAGCAGCGACGACUCCGACAGCGAUGACGAGGACAUGCUGGAGGAGCUGCAGGAGCUCAGAGAGAAGCACCUGGCGGAGGUGCAGGCCCUGCAGGCGGCUCAGAAGAGAGAGAUCGAGGAGCUGUACGAGAGGAUGGGCAAGGUGCCCCCCCCGGGGAUCGUCUCUCCCGCUGCCAUGCUGUCCAGCCGGCAGCGCCGCCUGUCCAAGGGGAGCGGCUUCCCCUCGUCUCGCAGGAACAGUCUGCAACGUGUGGACAUGCUGCCCGUCCAAGGUGUCAUCAGGAGGAAUUCCCUGGGCGGCAGCAGCAGCGACUCACAAGAGAAACCCAGCAAAGGGGUGACCUUUGCCACUGACGUGAGCAGAAUGUAAAAAAAAACAAACUCUCAGCCAAUCACGCUGUAUAUCUGGACUACCUCAUCUCAAGAGCGACUGCAAGCGGUCAGAACUGUCCCCGAGGAGGAUGCUCUUCCCCGUCCCCCUGGCACACCCCCGGCUCCUCUUCGUCAGCCACUGGCGGUACCUCAAAUGUAGAAAAACUGUCUUCGGCGGAGCUGAAUCAACACAGGAACAUUGGGUUUUGGGUCCUCCGUCAUAUCUGGUGACGUUAUUGCAGCUGGAGCGCAGAGCACCAACGAGUCUGGUUCAUGUUAAAAAGUGACUUUUUUUCUUUCUUUUGGCUCUACUGUAAAUAAACUGUCAGACCCAACGGUUCAGACGUCACAAACACGCCACAAUACUCUGCAGAACUUUUAUGAAAUGUUUUUUUUUUCAGCCCUGCCUGACGCAGUCGAGCGAUGGUACAAAGUGCUGCAGACUUGCGGCACUUGACCAUUAAAUUGACCCAGAAUGAAAGUAGCUGAUGUUUUCCUGCUUGUCCAACUUAACAGAGUUAAUCAAUUUUAGUACAGAAAUGUGAACCACACCGAGGCUCCAUCGCUUUUAUUGACCGCUAAUAUACAUAUUUCACUGCUAUAGCUCUCCCUUUAACGGCUAAAUUUGAAUAUUGUGAAUAUCUUUGUGUUGUGCUGCUGAAUGCAGAGAUCCAUUAUACCCGGAGUAGGGCUGUGUAAUUCCCUGGGCUGUCCAUGACGCUCUAGAUGCACUGUACAGUUUGAUUUAUUCAUAUAUGCAUUAUGAAAACAGUAUGUUGGCGUCUGUCCUUGGUUUCUGUGGUGAAUUGAUGAUAUGACCAUCAUUCAGCUCAGUUCAACAGUUCAGAGAGGGAAAAAAAAGACCUGUUUUCUAAACUAUUCAAAGUUUGUUUGGGGUUCUGAAGUGCAUAAAUCAUGAUCUCACGGAGAAAAUAUUUUUAAUAUUCUGUAGGUGACUUAAAAUGUGGGGAAAACGUCACGUGGUCAUAAUCAUUAGUUGUAAAAACCCACGUAGGUUUCUGACUACUGGCCUCCCCGUUGACUGUACAUCUGUAUAUAACUCAGUGCAUUUAUAGACGUUUACAAGUUCCAUGUAAACUACCUUUUUUUUUUUGCUACCUUAACUCUUGAUGGAGCAAAAAGAAAAAGAAAAUGUGUUUCUUGUUCCAUAGAUCAAGCACCUUGUGCACUUUAGCAAAGUCCUAUUUUAGUUAUCAAUCAUUUAACAUAUUUAUGAUUGAGCCUGUCAUUUGCCCACAAUGGAGGUCAAAUAUUGUUGCACAUUUUUGAACGCAGGAUUUCACAUUUGAUCACAGUGGUGAUUGUUUCCCCACAGUGCUGACUAUAUUUAAGGGCGCAGAGAAAUCAGUCCAAGCUGUGAACCUUUAGCCGAUGCCUUACAAACUAUCCACCACACACUGAAUUAAUGGCCUGCUCGUCUCCCUCCUGUAAUAUAUUCAAAUAAAAGUUAGAAUUCAGAAUAUUGAAUGUAUAAAUAUAAUUAUAUUGCUUUCUGAAGCUGCUGUCCUGCCAAGCUGAAUCUGUGCCUUUCCCUUACAAUGUCUUACUUUAUAUUUUUAUUUGAUUUUUGUCAGUAGAGCAGAUUCUAUAUAUUAAAUUUUGACAAAAAUAAA
This is a messenger RNA of Cololabis saira (Pacific saury), 6354 nucleotides long. RefSeq names its product WNK lysine deficient protein kinase 4a (gene wnk4a). The transcript is spliced from 21 exons. Gene Ontology annotation, cellular component: cytosol; cytoplasm. The coding region runs from base 207 to 4718 and encodes 1503 amino acids. NCBI's taxonomy places the organism in Eukaryota, Metazoa, Chordata, Actinopteri, Beloniformes, Belonidae. Gene Ontology annotation, molecular function: ATP binding; potassium channel inhibitor activity; protein serine/threonine kinase activity. The record is from RefSeq and is a predicted model, not a curated record. Gene Ontology annotation, biological process: monoatomic ion homeostasis; intracellular signal transduction; negative regulation of sodium ion transport.